Messenger RNA from Nicotiana attenuata, 2106 nucleotides. Its product is annotated as phosphoinositide phospholipase C 4-like. The record is from RefSeq and is a predicted model, not a curated record. NCBI's taxonomy places the organism in Eukaryota, Viridiplantae, Streptophyta, Magnoliopsida, Solanales, Solanaceae. Gene Ontology annotation, biological process: phosphatidylinositol-mediated signaling; lipid metabolic process. Gene Ontology annotation, molecular function: phosphatidylinositol-4,5-bisphosphate phospholipase C activity. The coding region runs from base 146 to 1912 and encodes 588 amino acids. The transcript is spliced from 9 exons.
UUGACCUAUCCAUUAAUUUAUAUAUUAUCUAUACAUAUAUCUAUCAUCACCAUUUUCUGUAGUACGUAUUAACUCAAAAAAGUUAAAACUUGGGGUUCCAAAAACCCCAUUUAAUCUCUUCUUUUUAACUUCAAGAAUCUUGAAAAUGGGGAGUUAUAGAGUAUGUGUAUGUUUUACAAGAAAAUUCAGAGUAACAGAAGCAGAGCCACCAUCAGAUGUAAAAGAAGCAUUCAAGAAAUAUACUGAAAAUGGUAACCAAAUGAAUUCAGAACAGUUACUGAAAUUCUUGAUUGAAGUACAAGGAGAGACCCUUUUGACUGUUGGUGAUGCUGAUGCCAUUAUUCGUCAGAUCCUUCAGAAAAGACACCCCAUUACUAAGUUAACUCGUCAAACUCUUACUCUUGAAGAUUUUCAUCAUUUCCUCUUCAAUACUGACCUUAAUCCACCAAUUAAUUAUAAGGUUCACCAUGAUAUGAAUGCUCCCCUCUCCCAUUAUUUUAUAUUCACGGGACACAAUUCUUACUUGACUGGGAAUCAGCUGACGAGUGAUUGCAGUGAUGUCCCAAUUAUAAAGGCGCUGAAAAAAGGUGUAAGAGUGAUAGAGCUUGAUAUAUGGCCAAAUUCUGACAAGGAUGACAUACACGUACUUCACGGAAGGACAGUGACAACCCCUGUGGAAUUAAUAAGAUGUCUCAAGUCAAUAAAAGAACAUGCUUUUGUGGCUUCUCCCUAUCCUGUUGUAAUUACACUGGAAGAUCACCUAACGCCUGAUCUUCAGGCUAAAGUGGCUCAGAUGCUCACUGAAACAUUUGGAGAAAUGCUCUUUGUUCCUGAAUCAGAUACUCUAAAGGAAUGCCCAACACCAGAAGAACUAAAGCAUCGUAUAAUUAUUUCAACCAAACCUCCUAAAGAGUACCUUGAGGCCAGUGCCAGUACUACUGCUAGUAAAGAGAGACGAAAUAGCUCCCAGAGAUCAAAUUGUUCUGAGGAUGAUGUAUGGGGUGCUGAACCUUCAAGCUUGAUAGCCGAUCAAGUUGAAAAUGAAAAGAGCGACAGUGAUAAUUUUGAAGAUGAAGAUGACUCCAAUCACAGACCACAGUUAGCAUCUGCUUAUAAACGCCUGAUCGCCAUCCAUGCCGGGAAGCCUAAAGGUGGAUUAAAGGAGGCACUGAAAGUCGAUCCUGAUAAAGUAAGACGACUAAGUUUAAGUGAACAGGCUCUCGAAAAGGCUGCCGAAUCUCAUGGAACGGAAAUUGUGAGGUUCACACAUAGAAACAUUUUAAGGGUGUAUCCGAAAGGUACUAGAUUUAACUCCUCCAACUACAAGCCACUAAUAGGUUGGAUGCAUGGAGCUCAGAUGGUUGCAUUUAACAUGCAGGGAUACGGUAGAGCACUGUGGUUGAUGCACGGGAUGUUCAGGUCGAAUGGAGGCUGUGGUUAUGUUAAAAAGCCUGAUUUCUUGCUGAAUGUUGGCCCUAAUAAUGAAGUUUUUGAUCCGAAGGCAAAGUUGCCAGUUAAGAAAACCUUAAAGGUGAAAGUAUAUAUGGGAGAUGGAUGGCAUUUAGAUUUCAAGCAAACACACUUUGACUUGUAUUCGCCUCCGGACUUCUACACAAGGGUUGGGAUAGCCGGAGUGCCUGCUGAUGAGAUAAUGAAGAAAACAAAGACUAAAGAGGAUAAAUGGACGCCAGUUUGGGAUGAAGAAUUUACCUUCCCAUUAACUGUGCCCGAAUUAGCUUUGCUGCGAAUAGAAGUACACGAGUACGACAUGUCAGAGAAGGAUGAUUUUGCUGGCCAAACAUGUAUACCUGUUUCCGAGUUGAAACCUGGGAUUCAUGCAGUUCCCCUUUGUGACCGAAAAGGUGAGAAAUAUAGUUCCGCGAGGCUACUCAUGCGCUUUGAGUUUGUAUAAGGGUUCUUUAUUGUGUGUUUUUCUCAUGUUUUUGUUUUUUUUGGGUGUCAUCGGAUAAUAUUAGCAUACAUUUUUAGGAGUUUGUAAUAAUGUUGUUAUGUUCUCCUUGGAGAAGCUUGUAUUGCAAAAGAUUUCCAGGCGGCUUUGUACAGAAUUUUCUACUAGUAAACAAGAUUCUAAUGCUUGUUCAAUGA